This is a messenger RNA of Necator americanus (New World hookworm), 501 nucleotides long. RefSeq lists its product as uncharacterized. The transcript has 4 exons. Gene Ontology annotation, molecular function: SUMO conjugating enzyme activity. Gene Ontology annotation, biological process: protein sumoylation. The coding region runs from base 1 to 501 and encodes 166 amino acids. Gene Ontology annotation, cellular component: nucleus. The record is from RefSeq and is a predicted model, not a curated record. NCBI's taxonomy places the organism in Eukaryota, Metazoa, Nematoda, Chromadorea, Rhabditida, Ancylostomatidae.
AUGGCUGGAAUCGCAGCAGGCCGUUUAGCAGAAGAGCGUAAAGCAUGGCGCAAAGAUCACCCAUUUGGAUUCAUAGCAAAGCCAGUGAAAAAUCCCGACGGAACGUUAAACUUGUUCAACUGGGAAUGUGCUAUUCCUGGGAAAAAAGAUACCAUUUGGGAAGGCGGUCUUUAUAAGAUACGAAUGUUAUUCAAAGAUGAUUUUCCAUCAACUCCACCCAAAUGCAAAUUCGAACCGCCUCUGUUUCAUCCCAAUGUUUAUCCUUCUGGAACUGUCUGUUUAUCAUUGUUGGAUGAAAAUAAGGAUUGGAAACCGUCAAUUACAAUCAAGCAGCUUCUCAUAGGAAUACAGGAUCUACUUAACAACCCUAAUCCCGACGACCCUGCUCAGGCAGAAGCAUACCAGAUCUUUUGUCAAAACAGGGCGGAAUACGAAAAGCGUGUUCGUCGAGAAGCUGCGAAGUUUUCAGCAGAAGUCGUUCAGAAGCAAAUGCUUGGAUAG